AUGAAGACUUCAGCCAUCCUCCUCAGUUGCCUCCUGGCAGUAGCCGAGGCCGGAAACAUCUUCAACUGCACCAAGCCGAGCGCCAACUUCUGUCUGGGUGGUGAUAUCAUCUUACGCUGUGAUGGAAACGGUGUUGGAAAGGCUGGACGGUGCUCCAACAACCUAGCUGGCUAUGCACCUAUCGGUGGCCCUGCAUCAUGCUACCAGAGCUCAGCCGAUGCUGGUGAUGCUGCCUGUGUCAAGAACUGUGUUGUCCACGCCGACAAGCCCUUUACCCUCCCCGGCUGCUCUCCCACUUUCACCGAAGCUGUGCCCACAACCACCCGCCCGCCUCACCAGCCUCACCCCUACCAGAACUCGACGUUGACCACUAUUGUCACUGUCCCAACGACCGUCAACCCGGGAGGCAACCCCAGCGUACCUGUCCCCAACCCUCCCGCUUCUUCUAGCUCCGUCGUUUGCGUCGGCUUCAAGUGUGGUAACGGACCUUUCUUCCCACAAACCAACGGCACUACCGGCCCUCUCCCCGGAACUGCCAUUGGCACUGGAACCGGCUUCUCAUCGUUCCCCCACCCCACACACAACCCCGCUCAUGUCGGCGGAAACAACAACGACAACACCAACAACGGCAGCCCUACGUUCCGUGUCCCCGUAGGACCUACGACAACGUCUGCUAAUACCCUUCCCACCUCGGGAGCCAUGACGAAUAAGGCUCAGUUCAUCCUUGCCGCCGCCGGGCUCGCCGCUGCCUACGUGCUGUAG
Messenger RNA from Clonostachys rhizophaga, 762 nucleotides. The record is from the annotation of a GenBank genome assembly. Lineage: Eukaryota; Fungi; Ascomycota; Sordariomycetes; Hypocreales; Bionectriaceae.